AUGCCUACUAUCUCCCAUCUCCCAAUCGAGAUGCUUUGCUCGAUUGCUAAUCUUCUCGAUGACGAAGCCUUCUUCCGGUUUCGGCAAACGUCCCAGUUGAUUAAUAACAGUACAGCCUCGCAAUUCGCCACGCGAUACUUCGAACGCCGCUGUGUCUUUCUGCAGCGCCACAGUCUGGAGGCUCUUAUCGAUAUUGCGCGUCACCCGACGUUCGGUCCCACAGUGCAGUCGCUCGACAUCAGCAUCGCCCACAUCACAAAGGACCCUGAUCUCUGGGAACGGGACAUGCAGUAUCGCCCAGAGGAGGGUAAUGAAAAGGAGAAGGCAGUAGUAAACACCAUCGCGUAUAGUCGUUAUCAGGACGAUCAGAGAUAUAUAAUGGAGUGUGGAAUGGCUACUGCAUACUUGACCCUGGCGCUUACUGCAAUGCCAAACUGCAGGACGAUCAUUCUCUCAGGCCAAGACCGUCCUUGGGGCGCAAGGCUACAGGCCAAACAAACGGGUUUAUGGCCGACUACCAACACCGACACAAUUGAGAGUGGCGAGUUCGCGAGACAUGCACUACAAGUCGUGCUUGCAGCUGUGGUUGCAAGCCGUGUCUCGCUAGAGGAGCUUGACAUACUGUUUAACCUCCAGGAUUUCCGCGCUGGCUCACAUGAGUUUGUCUCGGAUCUCGCUGCCCAGCAGAUACGCUCCUGUUUCCUCGACCUGGAUACCCUCCGCUUGAACGUCUGUUCGGAGUACUUUACCCUCUCGGAUAGCGGGGCGGGCAGUCUUGUGCGAUUCAUCGAGCUUUUCCCGACCGCGACGCUUCUCGAUCUGCGCAUGGGUGGCCGUAACAAGUUGUCCCUAGUCACCGCGAUCGCCGGAUCUCUGCAGAUGACAGCCCUCCGGGAGUUGGAGCUCCACUGGGUGAAUUGCACCGCAGAUGCGCUGGUUAAGAUUCUAUGCCGGCAUCAGGGCACCUUAAAAGACGUGCUCUUCAACGGUGUGCAUAUCCAUGAGACUCAAGGUUGGCCGCUAAUCUUCUGUGUCCUUCGCGACAAGCUAAGCGUCGAAAGCUUGCUAGUCGCGAACUGCUUGAGCGCAAAACAGUGGGUUAGGUUCCGUAAACCUGGGGGCGAAGAACGAGGUAUCCAAAUUCGCUGCGAUUGGGACUCGCUUACUAGCGCCAUCGACCGGAUUGUGCUGGAAAAGGUAGAAAAUCCAAGGAUGCGAUCUCACUUUGGUUUGUCGGGGUAUUGA
Fusarium redolens is the source of this 1245-nucleotide messenger RNA. RefSeq lists its product as uncharacterized. The record is from RefSeq and is a predicted model, not a curated record. The coding region runs from base 1 to 1245 and encodes 414 amino acids. The transcript has 2 exons. Lineage: Eukaryota; Fungi; Ascomycota; Sordariomycetes; Hypocreales; Nectriaceae.